Ornithodoros turicata is the source of this 996-nucleotide messenger RNA. RefSeq lists its product as uncharacterized. The transcript has a single exon. NCBI's taxonomy places the organism in Eukaryota, Metazoa, Arthropoda, Arachnida, Ixodida, Argasidae. The coding region runs from base 1 to 996 and encodes 331 amino acids. Gene Ontology annotation, molecular function: zinc ion binding. The record is from RefSeq and is a predicted model, not a curated record.
AUGAGGUCUGCAAGGGAGGAGUAUGGUAGGGAUGUUGUCUACCUUGAUGCUAUCAAUAAGACAACAGAUUAUGCUCUGCCAUUGUUUUUCCUUGUGAUAAAAACACCAAGCACGUAUCUUGUCGUUGGCACAUUUAUUGUACAAUUUGAGACUGCAGAGUGCAUUGAGGAGGCCCUCAUGAUGUUCAGAACAUGGUGCUCGCAAUUCAAUCCAAAAUUCUGGAUGGUUGAUUACUGCCUUGCUGAGAUCAAUGCCAUAAGAGCAAUUUUCCCAGAAAGUAGUAUUGCCAUGUGCGACUUUCAUCGAGAGCAGGCGUGGGAGAGGUGGUGCAAAAGAAAGGUGAAUGGAGUGCAAGAGCAAGGAGUUGUGUUGACUAGCCUAAGAAGCCUUGCAAAGGCAGCAACAGAGCAAGAGUACAUGUUACUGGUGGAAGAACUAGAAGCUGCUCCCUUCAGGAAAGCAAAACCCAAGCUUCAGCAGUACAUCAAGCAACACUGGCUUUCCAUUAAGGAGUGUUGGGUAACUUUCUACAGGCUGGACCUUCACGUGACAACGAACAAUGGUGUAGAAAACCAAAACCGCCUGUUGAAAGGGUAUUAUCUCAAAAAUCACUGCGGCCGCAAAAGUCUCUCUGGGCUGGUUCAAAUACUUCUAGACAAGUUCCUCCUAGAAAAACAAAAUGAAUUCCUCCGGAACGAUAUGACAUUCACCUCUGCAUACAGAGCCUACCACACAUAUAUACCAGAGUUCCUGCAUGACCGUCCACCAGCAGUAGUCAAGCAUAUCAUUCAACGGCUUCUCGCUGCAGAAGAUUUCAACAAGAACAACAUACAAAUGCUGGAGAAGGCUGGAACGUUCCAUGUGCAUUCUCAAACUACAGCUUCCGCCUUUUACACCGUUGACUUCAGUCAGCCACAUUGUAACUGUAUGGACUUCAGAAAGACACAGCUGCCAUGCAAACACUUCUGUGCUGUCUUUCUGCAGUACAAAGACUGA